AUGGCUGUGAAAAGCAGCAUGGAAAGCCCUGGGAAAAGAACGUCAUGGUGCUUGACGGACUGCUUCCUGUUUGUUCAGCGCGCUCUACACGCUCCACGCAAAGAACGUGAUGACAAGCUUUGGGCAGGUUGCGGCCUCGCACGUCGAGAGGUGGAGCAGUACGGUCGUCAACUUGUAUUGCCGAAGUUGGGGCCUGCGGGUCAGCAAGAGAUCUCUCAAGGAGGCGUGCUCAUCGUUGGUGCUGGCGGACUAGGAUGCCCGGUGGCCAUGUACCUGGCUGCGGCAGGGGUUGGACGUCUUGCCAUCGUGGAUGGCGACUGUGUGGAGGAAUCCAAUCUGCACCGACAGAUUGGGCAUCUCUGGCGCAACGUGGGCAAAAGCAAGGCGGCUUCUCUGGCAGAGACCUGCCGUGAGCGGAACCCCAACAUCUCCGUGGAGGCGCACGCACAGCGCAUCACCGACACGGAGGAGGCCGCCUUCCUCAUGAGACGCUAUGAUGUCAUCGUGGACUGCACGGAUGCGCCACGAAUCCGCUACCUGCUGAAUGAUGCCGCCAUCGCUGCAGGCAAGCCGCUUGUUGCGGCGUCGGCUGUUGCGCUGUACGGGCAACUUGCCAUCUACAAUUUCGAGGGAGGUCCAUGUCUUCGCUGUGUCUUCCCUCCGCCGCUGGCCCAAGCCGACUUGGCCCAAGUCUCCUCCUGCGAGGAGAGCGGCGUCCUGGGCCCCGUGGUGGGCACCAUCGGAUCAAUGGCAGCCUUGGAAGUCUUGAAGAUCUUGGCAAAGUCGUCGCCUCUCCACGCGUCCUGUUUGAGGGGGAAGAUGAUGUGCUACGACGCAGCCAACGCCUCACAGCCGACUUACAUGGUGAACCUGAGCAGGCAGCCAAAGUGUCCUGGCUGCGCCAACGAUGCCAGCCAUCAGCUGCUGCCCCCCGAAGGCUGCUGCCCCUACAUGGCCGGGGAUGCUUCGAAUAGCAUUUCGGCUUCUGAGCUUCGCUCCCGGCUCCUGGCCAACCAGCCCACGCUUCUCCUGGACGUGAGGCAGCCUACCCACUUUUCAGUCUGUCGGCUGGAGGGUGCGCACAAUUGGCCCCUUCGCAAGAUCAGCUUUUCGGACAACAAGGAGUGUUUGGAGAAGAUCUCUGAGCUCCUUCCGGACCCAAGCGAUGGUUGCGAGAUCGUUUGUGUUUGCCGACGAGGCAAUGACAGCCUGAAAGCGGUGCAUCUGCUCCGGGCUGCGGGGGUUCCGGCGUGGAAUCUCCAGGGCGGCCUCCAAAAGCUGAUGGAGGCCUGUGGAGCCCCGGCUGGGGGCUUGCCGGCGCUGACGUGA
Molecule: messenger RNA, 1329 nt
Organism: Symbiodinium natans
Lineage: Eukaryota; Dinophyceae; Suessiales; Symbiodiniaceae
Source: the annotation of a GenBank genome assembly